AUGCAGCUGGUGCUUGUUCUAGCAGCCAACAAAAAGUGCAACGGAUCCAGCGAGCUGUGUUCGCGGGCAUUCAACGAAGUAUCACACAUCUCGACACAUGCUUCAUUUGCGAUGGUAGACAGCUCGAACUCGAGCUUGCCGGGCACGCAGUACAAGAACAUCAAGCAGCAGCUGGAGGACGGGGUGCGUGGGCUGCAUCUGGACAUCUACAAGGGCUCGACGGCGGGCUCGGUGAAUUUGUGCUUCCCCGACUGCAGCGUGAUCAACGGCGGCACGCUGGCGGCGACGCUGGAAAUUGUGAAGGCGUGGCUCGAUGGCAACCCCAACGAGGUGGUGACGAUAUUCCUGGAUGGCGCUGAGACCACGGCGGACCCAGCUGCUGUGGAGCAGGCGUUCGUGAGCUCGGGCAUCGACACAUACAUGCUGCCCAGCAAGGCGGAGACUGGGAAGUGGCCGACGCUGGAGAAGAUGAUUGCCGACGGCACGCGGCUGGUGGUGUUUGCCGAG
This is a messenger RNA of Linderina pennispora, 507 nucleotides long. RefSeq lists its product as uncharacterized. The annotation marks the transcript as partial. Gene Ontology annotation, molecular function: phosphoric diester hydrolase activity. The transcript has a single exon. Gene Ontology annotation, biological process: lipid metabolic process. The record is from RefSeq and is a predicted model, not a curated record. NCBI's taxonomy places the organism in Eukaryota, Fungi, Kickxellomycota, Kickxellomycetes, Kickxellales, Kickxellaceae.